CCAUCCUCAGAAGCCGUUGACGGCUCUAAUAGUGACGGAUCGACCCCCCGCAAUAUUAUUUUAUUUUCCUUUUUCAUUUGUUUUGAGGAAAAAGAAAAAGGAGUACAAUCUCAGGACUCACCUUACUCAAUGAGCGUACAGCGCAAUGUCAGAGCGCUCUGGGCAAACGGCAAAGGGGAAGGAUGGCAAAACCAAGUAUGCGUCUCUCAACCUGUUUGAUACCUACAAAGGAAAGAGCCUUGAAGCACAGAAGCCUGUUGUUGCCCCUCGUCAUGGCUUACAGUCUCUUGGUAAAGUUGCCUCUGCACGGCGCAUGCCCCCCCCUGCCAGCUUGCCUAGUUUGAAGGCAGAGAACAAAGGUAACGACCCCAACGUCUCGCUCGUUCCCAAAGACGGCACAGGAUGGGCAAGCAAGCAGGAACAAGCAGACCCAAAGAGUACCGAUGUAUUGUCAGCAGCGCAGCCGGAGUUGCAGCCGCCUGUGGCCUCACAGACGUCUGUGCCGAGCGUGCCGAGAACACCUCCAGCUCAAGAGGCCCCGACUCAAGCUCUAGCCGUAGGACCAAGGUCCUGGGCACCGGCCAGUGUUACACUUGGAGUACAAGGAGAUGGUGGAAAGGGAUCAAACCAACAGUCGCCAUUCUCUCGCGAGGAAUUUCCCACCCUGCAGGCGGCUGGAGACCAGGACAAAGCUGGCAAAGAACAGGCCACUGCAGAUCAGUGGUAUGGGCCAGGACCAAGCCUCCGCCCCCAGAACGUAACAAGUUGGCGGGAUGGUGGGGGCCGGGCAUUGGCACCCACCCUGGCUGGGGAGGCAGUUGCGGAGGGCGGUGCUGGGGGAAAUAUGGUGAUGGAGGGUGCUGCUGGGGCCCCUCCCAUCCCACAGCAAAAUGCAUCGUCUCAUGGGCUGUCUAGAAAUCCCUCAACCAGCAACCCCGCACUUCCCCUCCCCCAGCCACCUAUUGGCCCGCAAUUCCAGGCUUACAGAGGGAUCAUACCUCCCUUCAUGUAUUCACCAUACUUGCCCUUUCCACCCCCCUAUGGUCCACAGGGACCUUACAGGUACCCACCCCCAAACGAGGCCCCUAGGUUUUCUCGUUCCCAGGGUGGAGUAGGGCCAGAUGGGCGGCCGUCUGGAGGCCCCCGGGGUGAAGUGGUAAAACGCCCAUCCAUCCUCAAACAGGAUGAUCUGAAGGAGCUGGAUGAGCUGGACCAUGAUGGAGAUGAGGGCUGGGCUGGAGCCCAGGAGGAAAUCGACUAUUCUGCAAAGUUGAAGUUCAGCGAUGAUGAAGGAGAGGAUGAUGGGGGGGAAGAAGAACGGACUGAACACAAAAAUGGAAACCGGGAGUCAAGGGAGCAGCAGAGAUCCCAAGAUGGACCUGCACCAGUUUCACGUUCCCGGGCAUCCGACAGUGGAGGGGAUUCGCGCCGCACCCCUCCUUCCAGUGCUGAAGAUGGCUCCGCAUCCCCCUCCAGCAAGCCAUGCUGGGGUGAGGAGAGUGGAAGCAGCUGGAACAGCCAAGCAAAUGCAGGAUCUUAUCAGGACCGGCCUUCUAACCAGUCGCCAAUCUCCGGCCCAAUCCUGGCCCCCCAGAAGCCCAACGGUGCCCAGGCACAACAGCAGGUGGGGGCGAUGCCUGGUGGGCUGACCCCUCCUCCCUCCAAUGCCCUGCACCCCCAGCAACAGGGUGAGGAUGAGGAUGAGACAUGGCGGCAACGAAGGAAGCAGUCGUCAACCGAGAUCUCUGCUGCAGUAGAGCGGGCCCGUCGUCGGCGUGAAGAGGAGGAACGGAGAAUGCAGGAGGAGCGCCGUGCUGCAUGUGCUGAGAAGCUCAAAAGACUUGAUGAAAAACAGCAGCAGCAACAGACAAUGAAACCCAGCAGCCCCAGUGACGUUCCAGCCAACAGCCCUAGUCCUUCCUUGUCUGCGCCUGCCUCGUCUCCUAAUGCCAGUCAGCCAUCGUCACCCUGUGUGGACACUGAAGAACCUCCUCUGUCGUCCGUUCAGGGAAGCGGUACAACAUUGGGACCGAAUAUUAUUAACAGACAGAGGGCUGGCAGCAACAGCAGUCAUGACUCCAAUACUGAGUCCCAGCAGCCUCAAGCCACCCAGCAUCCACAAUCCUUGGAUGUCCCAGUGCCUGGAGAAACCAAGGAGGAACCUGCGGUGGGCGGGCCACACAUCCGUGGCCCUAGAGGUGGAGAUGACUCUAUGAAGUUGGUUGAAAGUGUUGCUGGAACAGGACGGCAGGGGAGUGGCCCACCUGGGCAGGGCUUUUCCAAGUAUCAAAAAUCUCUUCCUCCUCGUUUUCAGAGGCAACAGCAGGAGCAACUUCUCAAACAGCAGCAGCAGUGGCAGCAGCAGCAGCAGCAGCAGCAACAUAACCAGGUUGCCCAAAAUCAGCUUCAGUCCCAAUCUCAGAAUCAGCAGGGCCCCUCACCAGGUACCACACCACAGUCUGGGCCUAAACAGCCAACCCUUUACCCCCCUGGCUCAAUGGGGCGCCCUCCACCUCUCACUAUGAACUUUGAUCCCCGCUGGAUGAUGAUGCCAUACAUGGACCCCCGAAUGAUGCAGGGACGUCCCCCACCCAUGGACUACUACCCUCCCAGCAUGCAUCCUUCUGGGAUGAUAAGUCGAGAACGUUCUGAUUCUGGUGGCUCUGGGUCAGAUCCGUUUGAUAGACAGCAGCAUAGCGGACCCCCUCAUCCUCAUCGUGGCACACCACCCAUGGAUCCCAAACUGGCUUGGGGACCGGAAGUUUUUCGGGGUACUGAGGGUCGAGGUCUAACUUCCCCUUUACGGCAGAAAGCUGUCGAGGAAGAGGAGGCUGGCAAAGGUCAAAGAAGUGACACUCCUCCAGUGCGUAUGCGAGAGGGAGGAACGGCUUCCAUCCAGCCGCCUGGUGUGGCUCCCAGCUCUCCAUCAGGCUCAUCCAACCAAACCCCACCUCCUCUGGGGAUUCAAGUUGGUGGCCAGGGUGCUAGCCACCAUACCCAUCAUCAGCCCUUUAUGGCUGGGCGAGGAGGUUACAGUAGCUACCCUGACAGUGGAUCCAGAAUGGGCCCCCUCCUGCAGCAAAGGGCCAACAGUGGAGGGACACUGCAUGGUUUUGGCCAUCAGGAGAGUAGUCAACAGAGCCAAAUCUGGGGGACUCCUCAUCCCCAUUAUGACCGUAAUGGCCGUUCUGAUCACUCUGCCGUGGAGGCCAAUUCACAUCUCCAACAUCAUGGUCCUCCUACUCAUCCUCCUCAUUUCACUCUUCAUCCCCAUAAGCAAGAGAAUGGCAGGGAGCGAGAAAAAGUGGGGGAGCCAAAAAAGAGUGACCCAUCACCUCCACUACAUCAGCCGUCCCUCUCCUCUUCCUGUUCAUCGUCAUCAUCGUCAUCUUCCUCAGCUAGAGAAGAUGGCAGUGGAAAACAGUCCCUACAUAAUCAAGUCACACCACAGCAUGAGCAGGAUACUGGAUCUGCUCAUGCUUCAGGAAGGAAACAAGAGAAGAUGGGAAAUGCACAUAAUCAGCCCCAACAGCAUUCUGUGCAGCACCAUCAUCCUAAAGCCAACCCUCGCAUUCGGGAGCACAAAACUGAGACACACUGGGGCCCAAGGCCUGGUAGCAGUAGCAUGGGUGGGGGCUCAACCCACAACAGGAAGGCAGGCUCUGGAAUGAGUGGAAAUACUGAAGAACCUGCAAAUCAGGGGACUGAGAACAAAUGCUUUACUCAAUCAGAUGGCAUCACAGUCAAGCGGGCAGGUCCUAUUAAGAGACCAGUGCUAAAAGAGAUGAAAAGAGAGGGUGGUGAAGGAGGAGGAGAAAAGACCACUGGAGGCUCUGGUAAAGAUAAAGAACAAGAUGCUAGCCAGACCACAACCAAACAAGAACCAGCAUCUGGGGCUCAAGCCUCCUCAGCACCCAGUGGAAAAGAUGAUGCAGUCUCAUCAAAUAAAUCCAGAACUGGCGGAAAAGAGCGAGGCAACGCUGGGGGUACAGGUAAAGGAUCUAAAAACGGAGAAAGCUCCAUUCAGAAUUCUGGCUAUUCAGCUCCUCAAUCCAGGAGGGAACGAGAGCUUUCUUCUGAAAGAGGAAGCACAACUUACCAUGCAUCCUCAUCCAGAGGUAGCCGAUCCAACCGUGGCCGAGGAGAGUUCUUUGGCCGAGGCCGAGGCUACAGGGGCACUUACACUGGCAGUGCAGGUGGAGGUAGCCGUGGGAAAGCAGGUGGCAGAAGCAGUAAGGACUAUAGGUCAGCAACUAACAGUGGCUACCACCAUGCACCUUCUAAUCAAGAAUACAAGCGGGAGGCAUCAUCUGGCAGUGGUAGGCACGGACAUGGGGGCUCUCAGCCAAAUCCGGGACGUGCUAGGAACCGAAGUGAGACUCGAAGUGAAGGCUCUGAAUAUGAAGAGGUGCCAAAGAGGAGGAGACAACGGGGAUCUGAAACGGGCAGCGAGAGUGCUGGUAGUGACCUUGUUCACUCAGACAAGGAAGACCGCAAGCUGAACAUCAAGACUGGCACACGAGGAGAGAACUCUACAACAGGCCUUUCUUCUUCAGCUCCAAUCAGAAACUCCCAGACUAGAGUGUUCACUCCAAGGGGAGUGCCAUCAAGACGUGGUAGAGGUGGAGGUGGUGCUGGAGGGGGUCUCCAUAGAAGUGGAGGCACUGCUGGAAUGUCUGGUGGACAUAGAUCUGGACCUGCCUCUGCUUCUCAUGGCUGGUCUACAAAAUCUGCAACUGUGCGAAAGCAGCAUACAUCCUCACAGCCAUCCCCUCCUAAAGAUUCAGGCCGUGGAAUAAAUGCUGACAAGAAGAAAGCUGCAGACCUGAAUCAAUCUCAGAGUCAAAGUGCGAAUCCCUCCGCACCUAAUCCCUCUGUGCCUACAGCUAUCCAACAAGGGUCCACUGAGAAUGGAAGUGUUGGAGCCCCUCUGCCCUCAAGUAAUGCCCCUUCAAAUUCCACUGGUGCUCCUAACCAGACUCUUCCUCAGUCUACCCAAGACGUACGAAGUUUCCCUAACAGGGGAUUUGAGCGGCCCCCUCGUCGUAGGCGCCACGGACGAUCCCAGCAUCAGCAGGACAAGCCUCCCAGAUUCCGCAGACUUAAGCAAGAGCGAGAGAAUGCAGCCCGUAUAAAUGGAAGCAGUGGAAUUGAAGUCAUACCGGGACAACAGCAGCCCGCUGCUUCACCGUUGCAGAAUUCCCUGCAAGAAACCAACAGCACUCCCAAUGCCUCUGCCCCAGCUGUGGCAAAUGCAAACCACAGUGUGUCUGCAACUUCUAACAAUAAUAAUAAUAGCAGCAACCUUGGGGCUGGAAAUCAAAACUUCAAUAGUCACCACCACCACCAUCACUACCAGGGCAACUCCCAGUCACACCCUCAGCACCAUCACAACCAUAACCCAGCUGGGGGCGCCAAAUCUCCCGACGUCUCUAACCAGAACUCUGACCAGGCAAAUGAGGAAUGGGAAACCGCCUCAGAAAGCAGUGAUUUCACAGAGUUUCGAGAAAGAGAGGGUGGAGGAGGGAAAACGUAUUCUUCGCAUCAUCAUCAUCACCACCAUCCAUCAGGAAGAAGUGGUGGAGGCAACAGUGGUGGUGGCGAGAGAGAGAUGACGGCUAAAGAAUUGGCCACCAACAAGAGAAGCUUCUCCAGUCAGCGCCCUGGAAUGGAGAGGCAGAACAGAAGGGUGAAUACCGGUGGGGGUGGGGGUGGAGGAGGAAGAGGCCCCAGGGCUCCGCCCGGUGCUGGUGGGGCAAUGGGUGGAGCUGGUGCUGGCGGGGGCAAUCGUGGUGAGAGGCGUGGAAACUGGCCCUCUCCUAAGAACAGGAAGUGAUUUUGUUUUUGUUUUUGGAAAUGUUUAAAAUGCAUCCCUCUAUCUUUGGCCACUCUUUUCUGUAAAACCUCUACCCCCUUAACAUAACACUUUAUUAUUGUAAAAGAUUAGUUACCCAGACCAUGUACUUUUGGUUUAUAGCUUUUUGUCCCUUAAUUGGAAAUUCACACUCCCACAGAUCCUAAACUACUCCUUGAGAUUUUACAUACUACACCCCAUUUUAAUGGAAGUAUUUCCUGACUGAAAAUGCAUUCAACCACAUGACCCAUUUAUGUUUGCAUAUACAAGCACAAUAUUACAUCAACCUGACAAAAAUGUGCUUGAAGUAUGCUGGGCACGUUUCAUAUAUUUAUGUAAGAACUGUGGCUUGAAGUAUAUAUGAAAGCUAAGGUUGAUAUUAUGUACUUGUGUAUUCACAUCACAUGUUGGAUUUUUGGAAGUUGCUCUUUUAAUGAGAACAAAUGUAUCAUAGAUUUGUUUUUCCCCUCAUUGUGUUUUGAAUUUCUCCCUAUGUUCAUUUCCAUUUCAACCUCUCUUUAAAGGUGAGGAUAUAUCUUUUUUUUUUCUUCUGCAAAGCAGGUCAUUAAAAUGUAUUUUUAAAUAGAAUCCCCUUCAUUUUUGGUUCAAUCUUGCGUACUAAUGUGCUUGCCCCACUAAGUAUUACACCACAGCUCACUUUGUUUCGUUUUUUUUUUUUUUUUUUUUUUUUUUGGAGGGGAGGGGGGAAUAUCAAUGUCAUGCCCACUUUUUCAGAACAACAUGGUGUAAUUUUUUUUCCCUUAUGUUAAAUUCACAGGCCUUCUCUGCUCAUUGCUUUGGGUUUUCAAAUAGUUUCAUUUGUGGUUUUGGCCUCGGCAUGGAAUUGUAGACUAUUAGUGCACAUUAUACGUCGUUGGACGGUGAUCUUAAAUGAAGGUCCUUCAAAAGUUCCUCUUCAUGAUCACAUUGUUUUAAGGCCGUUUCUGUUGUGAGCAAAACCAAAUGACUCUUAGCCUAAGUGUCAGAUCCUCAUUAAAUUAGUUUUUUUUUUUUUUGUUGUUGUUGUUGAGAACAUGCGUUACAGGUUUUCUUGUCUUGCACUUAUAUUAAGCCAGUAAACUCCUAAAAUCUCCUUUAGAUUAAAGAUUGUUUUUGUUUUUUUUCUUUCUCCAAAUGAUUAGCUGUAUAUUGGGCAUCUUAUUUGACUAGGUGUCAUACUGCAGUUCCAGGUUAUUGAACAUGAAAAGUAUUGUGCUAUUGUUAUAUUCAUUUACCAGUUCUUGGGCGUGUAGAGAAUCGCUCUUUGACUACCCUCUGCAUUGUAAAUUCCCUCAUUUUUUUAUUUUUUUAAACAAAAGAAACUUACACAAGCUCUUCCUCCUGUGUGUAUUCCCAAAGUCCCUCAAAACAUGCAUCAGAACAUGAGCAGAUUUCUUGCUCAUAUCCUCGGACUGAUCUUCUAUAUACCAGUCAUCUCAUUGAGACACAAGUCAAUGCCAAGGAGUCUGUGGCCCUUUUUUGAGUAGUGUUACAAAAAAAAAAUUGAAACAAGACAUUGGUUCAAUGUGCAAUAUGCCUGACGUCAAACAAAACCUACCCAUCCAGGGAGCCUGAGCCCAGGUUAACAAGAAACCACAAAUGCUUGACGUCUAAAAGAAACGGAUCAAAGCAUUGUUCCCUCCUCAUUUUGACCAGCAUCUGUAUCCUAAUGGUGUAAGUUGGGGUUUGUUUGUUUUCUGGAAAUGCCUUGGUCUAAUGAAUAGCUUUGAAAUAUGUAGGGCUUUUGAAUGAAAUGUUUGUGAGUAGGGCAUUUAAAAAGUGUGUGUGUGAAUUUAUAUCUGAUCUCUACUUGUAAUGUGAUUUUUUUGAGGGUAGAACACUUUGUGAAAGGCGAACAUAAGUCCCAAUUGCCCACUUUUUCUGACACUAUUAGGAUGUUUAUUUUAUCUAGGAUAUUUUCAUUAUAUACAUUGUGUGUAUAUGUUAAUCCAAAUGAAGUGCAGUGGAAAAAAAAGGUUAAAUCAAUAUAUCUAUAUAUUUUCCAAUCUUCUAAGGAAAAUAAGUUAAAUGGUUUAUUUGACUUUACUUGCAGACAUUUUACCAAGCAUGGUUUCAUCCUCCGAUACAGCUUGGUCAGUCUAUUCGUUGGAAGCCAUUCUCUUAUUGGCUUUCAGUGCUGUUUAUCAUCCCUCUUAAACUUAAUACAUUGAUGUGGUCACAUUAUAUGUACCAAUAUUUGAAUAGAAAUGUGUAUUCCUUGAAAUACUCAGAGAUUGUAUUAUACUUCUAACUAUACCAAGGUACCUGAAGUUGUUGCUGCUGUCCUAGCAUCUAUAGCUUAUUAUUGGAACCUUGAUAUACACACAUGUAUGUAUAUUGGUAUGCAUCUGAGUUUGUCUGCCCCAACUUACAUUCCCACACACAGUUGUUGCCAUUUUUAAGUUCAAGGGAGCAAUGUACAAGCAGAGAAGUGUCUUAUUAUAAUAAAAAGUAUACAGAGAAAAAGUUAAAUAAAAAUCUUUUGUUUAAAUGGAA
This is a messenger RNA of Pimephales promelas (fathead minnow), 8350 nucleotides long. It is a transcript of the gene prrc2a, whose product is annotated as proline-rich coiled-coil 2A. The record is from RefSeq and is a predicted model, not a curated record. Lineage: Eukaryota; Metazoa; Chordata; Actinopteri; Cypriniformes; Leuciscidae. Gene Ontology annotation, biological process: cell differentiation.